GGGAAGAACUCUUGCUGUUCCCACGACCAUGACAUUAGGAACAUCAAUGGCUGCUCGUCAAGGUCCAGUAGCUAUGGCUGCUCAUCAGAUAUGUAUACAAGUAUGGUUGGUUGUAUCCCUUCUAACUGAUGCACUCGCUACCUCUGGUCAGGCCCUGAUUGCGAGUUAUUCAUCAAAAGGCGAAUACAAAAUUGUUAAAGAGAUUACUGACUUCAUGCUGAAGAUAGGAUUGUUUAUAGGUGUUUCAUUGGCUGUAAUUCUGGGAACAUCUUUUGGUUCUAUAGCGACCUUGUUCACCAAGGAUGCUGCAGUAUUGGAGAUCCUUAGAUCUGGGGUAUUGUUUGUCAGUGCUAGUCAACCUUUGACUUCUUAAUUUAGCUUAUGUUUUCGAUGGUCUCCAUGAUGGUGUUUUUGAUUUUGCAUAUGCAGCUCGUGCCAUGGUAAGCUGCUUGAAAGAAAUCCAGAAUUAUUGGGCGCUGCAAAUGAUAGUUGUAUACGUUUCUUUUUAUUAUCUUUUGACAAUUUUUAGUUUUACAAUAGAUGGUCGUGGGUGCAAUAUCAUCCGUCUUUCUGCUAUAUGCUCCUUCUGUUAUCAGUCUUUCUGGGGUUUGGUUGGGUUUGACCUAAGAAGCACCGAUACGGGUACGCGUACCCGGAUAUGAUGCGAUCGGAUACGUGGAAACGGCAAAUCUUAAAUGUAAUUGGAUACGGGUACGUGAAGGAUACGCCAAUUAUAUAUAUAUAUAUAGGGCCUCUCAGGUGCGGAUAUCCGCACUUUUUGCUUAGGUGCGGAUUUCCGGUUUGUACCCACU
This is a messenger RNA of Rosa rugosa (rugosa rose), 812 nucleotides long. Its product is annotated as protein DETOXIFICATION 45, chloroplastic-like. The coding region runs from base 29 to 373 and encodes 114 amino acids. NCBI's taxonomy places the organism in Eukaryota, Viridiplantae, Streptophyta, Magnoliopsida, Rosales, Rosaceae. Gene Ontology annotation, biological process: transmembrane transport. The record is from RefSeq and is a predicted model, not a curated record. Gene Ontology annotation, molecular function: xenobiotic transmembrane transporter activity; antiporter activity. Gene Ontology annotation, cellular component: membrane; chloroplast. The transcript is spliced from 4 exons.